Tyto alba (common barn owl) is the source of this 11397-nucleotide messenger RNA. It is a transcript of the gene PLCG2, whose product is annotated as phospholipase C gamma 2. Gene Ontology annotation, molecular function: protein binding; phosphatidylinositol-4,5-bisphosphate phospholipase C activity. Gene Ontology annotation, biological process: positive regulation of epithelial cell migration; phosphatidylinositol-mediated signaling; phospholipid catabolic process. The record is from RefSeq and is a predicted model, not a curated record. The coding region runs from base 1405 to 5202 and encodes 1265 amino acids. NCBI's taxonomy places the organism in Eukaryota, Metazoa, Chordata, Aves, Strigiformes, Tytonidae. The transcript has 35 exons.
UUUUUUUUUUUUUUAAAUCCUCAUGGAGGUUUUCACAAAACUUGGUGAUUCUUUUUCUGUUUGCAAAAUGCUGGGUUUUUUUUUUUAGUGUAUCAUUGACAAAUUGCUUACACUGUUUUCUUUUGUAUUAUAAGGUAUUCGUAGGUGUCUUGGCACAAUAGAUUUUUUUUCCUUUUUGUCAUCACAAGAAUCAGUCAUUUUUGGCUGGGUGGAUUCUUCAUUAACAAAUUUCAAAACACACAAUGCUUUGGUUAAUUACAGAGCCACUUUUUUCAGCUUCCUCAUCAGAAGAUAGAUGUAACUAACUGUGUAACAUGCAGAUCAAAUUCCAGGUAUUUCAGCCAACUAUGCUGUUCAAGGACUAUUAUGAAUUUCUGAGUGGUUUUGUCGCAUUAAUUUUUCAUUAACAUUUACAGCAGUAAAGAUGAUCAGCUAGUUUACUGCUAAGAAGUAAUGAUCACAAAAAGCCAAAUUAAAAGCCAUUUUGUAAUUAAAGAGGCAUACUUCCAGCUGAUUCUCUCUUUUCCAUUACUUGCAAUAUUCGCAAUGUUUUGGAUUCGUGUUUUCAGAUGCCUUAGCCCUCUUCUUUCUUAUCUACAUGGGCAAAGUCAGGGUAGAGAUGGCAAUGGCAAGAGGCAGACAAGGACAGCGGAAGCAAGGACUGCCUUUUUUCAUUGUAAGUGCUGGAUAAAGAUGUACGUGAAACUUCAGUUUCAAACCAAUUAUGCCUCAGCCCUUCACCUGUCAGAAUAGAGUUAAUAAUCUGUUGUUUUCCUGUCCUGUCUUCUGCUAUUAUCUGUGCUACGAUCUAAAGGAGCACUGUUUUUGCUAUAAUAAUGGCAUUUCUAUAGUAAUUGCAGCCAUAGAUGCAAAGUAUUCCACUUGAAGUAGUAUUAUUCUGCUUGAAAUGUGACAUCCAUUGAUAACUUAGCUAACUAUAAGUGAACUCAAACUUUGCAUUUUUUAGCUAAAAAAAAGUUUUCUUGUAUGCUCUUGUUCUCUGAGAGAAACAUGAAACAAAAAUAUCUGUCUUUUAAGUACCCAGCCCCACACUUCCUGACUGACCCAGUAUGAACCACUGCUGCUCUGCACACAUUAUUUCCUCUCUUUGAAAAAAAAAAAUUGAAAAUUUAGCCACAGUCUGGCAAUACCUCGCUUUCCCACUGACCUUAUCUCUCAUCUUCUGGGGGCAGCAAGCUGCUCUUCACAGGAAGCAACAGCCAUAACAAAAUCUGUCCUGGUGAAAGAGAAGAGAGUGUCAUCAAAGGUGGAAUCAGAGCACAGAGGAAGAAACCUCCAUUUGACACUUCCUCGCUAAUCUCAGCAGUACAUAAUUCAUUAUUCUGCACAGGAUUAAAGGACACUGAAAACCAUAAAAGUUUGAUUUAAACAAAAAAAAAAAAAAUGCCCAGAAAGAGUAUAGACUAUGGAGUGCUGCCGGAAUAUGAGAGAAGCCAGAUCAAAAGGACCUUGGAGUUGGGAACUGUUAUGACAGUAUUCAGUCUUAAGAAGAGUAGUCCAGAAAGGAGGACUAUUCAAGUCAUAAUGGAAACCAGGCAGGUAGCAUGGAGCAAGACAGCUGACAAGAUUGAAGGUUUCUUGGAUCUGAUGGAAAUAAAAGAAAUUCGCCCAGGAAAGAAUUCGAAGGACUUUGAGCGUUGCAAAGCAAAGCACAGAGAAGAACACUGCUUUACUGUUUUUUAUGGUACCCAGUUUAUCCUCAACACCUUAAGCUUAGCAGCUGACUCUAAAGAUGAUGCUGAUAAAUGGUUGUGUGGUUUGAAUAUCUUGUAUCAAGAGGUCAUGAGUGCUCCUACACCUGCAAUCACAGAGAGCUGGCUGAGAAAGCAGAUCUAUUAUGUUGAUCAAACUAGAAGAAAUAGUAUCAGUCUUAGAGAGCUGAAAACUGUCCUUCCCCAAGUAAACUUCAAAGUGAGCAGCAUGAAGUUCUUGAAGGAUAAAUUUGCGGAAAUAGGCGCUCACAAGGAAGAGCUUAGUUUUGAACAAUUUCAUUUGUUCUACAAGAAAAUCAUGUUUGAACAACAGAAAUCGAUUCUUGAUGAAUUCAAAAAGGAUUCCUCUGUGUUCAUUCUUGGAAAUACUGACCGUCCAGAUGCUUCAGCAGUUCAUCUCCAUGACUUUCAGAGAUUCCUGCUACAUGAGCAGCAGGAAUCUUGGGCACAAGAUCUCAGUAAAGUCCGAGAACGAAUGACAAAGUUUAUUGAUGACACUAUGAGAGAAACUGCUGAACCCUUCCUCUUUGUUGAUGAGUUCCUUACUUACCUUUUUUCAAAAGAAAACAGUAUUUGGGAUGAGAAAUAUGAUUCAAUAGAUGCACAGGACAUGAAUAAUCCUUUGUCCCACUACUGGAUUUCUUCCUCUCAUAACACAUAUCUGACAGGAGACCAGCUUCGAAGUGAAUCUUCCACAGAAGCUUACAUCAGGUGCCUUAGAAUGGGAUGUCGAUGUAUUGAGUUGGAUUGCUGGGAUGGUCCUGAUGGGAAACCCAUAAUUUACCAUGGAUGGACACGGACAACAAAGAUCAAAUUUGAUGACGUAGUACAGGCAAUCAAAGAUCAUGCCUUUGUUACAUCUGAAUACCCUGUGAUUCUGUCAAUUGAAGAGCACUGUAGUGUAGAGCAACAGCGACACAUGGCCAAAGUGUUCAAGGAGGUAUUUGGGGAUCAGCUUUUAAUGAAGCCUAUUGAAGCCAGUGCCGAUCAGCUACCAUCACCAACACAGCUGAAAGAAAAAAUCAUCAUCAAGCACAAAAAACUGGGGCCAAAGGGAGACAUUGAUGUGAACUUGGAAGACAAGAAAGAAGAAAAACAACAACAAGGAGAACUUUACAUGUGGGACACAAUAGAACAGAAAUGGACUCGGCACUACUGUGCUAUUGCUGACGAAAAGCUUUCAUUCAGUGAUGAUAUAGAACAGAAUGCUGAUGAAGAUUCAUCAAAGGAGGUGAAACGUACUGAGCUACACUUAAGAGAGAAGUGGUUCCAUGGGAAAAUGAAAGAGGGGAGAACAACUGCUGAGAAACUGCUCCAGGAAUAUUGUGCUGAAAUGGGAGGCAAAGAUGGGACAUUCCUAGUUAGGGAAAGUGAGGCUUUCCCUAAUGAUUGCACCUUGUCAUUCUGGAGGUCAGGUAGAGUCCAGCACUGCCGGAUCCGUUCUUCAAGUGAUGGGGACAGUGUGAAAUACUACCUGACAGACAACCUCACUUUUGAUAGUAUCUAUGAUCUCAUUCAACACUACAAGGAGGCCCACUUGCGAUGUGCUGAAUUUGAGCUGCGUCUGACUGAUGCUGUGCCGAAUCCCAGCCCUCAUGAGACUAAAGAUUGGUACUAUAACAACUUGAGUCGGGGAGAGGCAGAAGACAUGCUGAUGCGAAUUCCCCGAGAUGGAGCCUUUCUGAUUAGAAAGAGAGAUGAGCCUGAUUCAUUUGCCAUGACUUUCAGAGCGGAGGGGAAGGUGAAGCACUUCCGAAUUCAGCAAGAAGGUCGCCAUUUUGUGCUUGGAACCUCGGCGUAUUUUGAGAGUUUAGUGGAGCUGGUAACAUACUAUGAGAAGCAUCCGCUGUACAGGAAAAUGAAAUUGCGUUACCCGGUGACUGAGGAGCUGCUGGAACGCUACAGCACAGAAAAAGAUAUUAACUCCCUCUAUGAUGUCAAGAUGUAUGUGGAACCCAGUGAAAUCACCCCUACAGUGCCUCAGAGAACAGUGAAAGCCUUGUAUGACUACAGAGCCAAAAGAAGUGAUGAAUUGAGCUUCUCUCGAGGAGCUUUAAUUCAUAAUGUCACAAAAGAAACUGGAGGCUGGUGGAAGGGGGAUUAUGGAGAGAAAAUCCAACACUAUUUUCCAUCUAAUUAUGUUGAAGACCUAUCAUCUGAUAACUCUGCUGACCUUGAAAGCCAGAUUAUUGAGGACAAUCCAUUAGGCUCUCUGUGUCGUGGCAUACUGGUACUCAAUACGUACAAUGUUGUGAAAAUGCCACAAGGGAAACACCAGAAGUCUUUUGUCUUCAUUCUGGAACCGAAGAAUCCAGAAGAUCCAUGUGUUGAGUUUGCAACUGAUAAGGUAGAAGAACUCUUUGAAUGGUACCAGAGUAUCCGUGAAAUCACUUGGAAAACUACAGAAGAGGAGAACAGGAGGAAAUACUGGGAAAAGAAUCAAUUGAUUGCUAUUGAAUUAUCUGAUCUGGUUAUCUACUGCAAGCCAACAAGCAAAACCAAGGACAAUUUAGAAAAUCCUGAUUUCAAAGAAAUCCGUUCUUUUGUGGAAACCAAGGCAGAAAGCAUUGUUAAGCAAAAGCCAGUUGAGUUGUUGAAAUACAACCUGAAGGGACUGACUCGUGUCUAUCCUAAAGGACAGAGGGUUGAUUCAUCCAACUAUGAUCCGUUUCGCCUCUGGCUUUGUGGCUCCCAGAUGGUGGCUCUUAACUUCCAAACUCCAGAUAAAUACAUGCAAUUGAACCAUGCCUUGUUUUCACUUAAUGGACGCACUGGCUAUGUUCUGCAGCCAGAAAGCAUGCGAAAUGAAGACUAUGACCCAGUGCCAAAUGACAUGAAGAGGAAAUUGCAGAUGAUUAUGACAGUGAGGGUUUUAGGUGCUCGUCAUCUCCCUAAACCUGGUAGAAGCAUCGCUUGUCCCUUUGUAGAGGUAGAAAUUUGUGGGGCUGAAUAUGAUAACAACAAAUUCAAGACAACAGUUGUGAAUGACAAUGGCCUUAAUCCAGUUUGGGCACCCUGUCCAGAGCAAGUGAAAUUUGAAAUUUAUGAUCCAAAUCUAGCAUUUCUGCGCUUUGUUGUUUAUGAGGAGGAUAUGUUCAGUGAUCCCAAUUUCUUAGCACAUGCCACUUUUCCCAUCAAAGGAAUCAAGUCAGGUUUUAGAUCUGUUCCUCUCAAGAAUGGCUAUAGUGAAGAUAUAGAGUUGGCUUCACUUCUGGUUCACUGUGAAAUGCAGCAAGUUCUGGAAAGUGAAGAAGAGCUUUAUUCGUCAUGUCGGCAACUUCGGAAGCGCCAGGAGGAGCUUAAUAACCAGCUGUUCCUUUAUGACACCCAUAUGAAUUUAAGGAAUCCUAAUAGAGAUGCUAUAUUAAAAGAAUUCAAUGUGAAUGAGCACAAACUACAGAUAUAUCAAGAGACGUGCAACCGCAGAUUAAAGGAGAAGAGAGUCAGUAACAGCAAAUUCUACUCUUAAAGCAAUCCUUCUUUGAUGUGUGCUUUAUGGUGCAAUUCAGGAAGAGAUACUGAUUUAUCCUGGCAAUCCUACUCAAUGACGGUCUCAUCAGACUGAAUGACUGGAAGAAGAGGAGGAGGAAGAAAGAUGGGUUUCCUUAAUAAUUUCUUGUUAUAAGAAAAACUAUUUUAACUCCUAAUAAUGUAUAUUCUGUACAAAGCAUACCCUCUGUGCAGGCCAGACCUUCUAUGUAGUCAAGAUUUUUAAAAUUUGAGGGCAUGUCAUUGGACAGACCUCACUUCUCAUUAUCAAUACCUGAAGUACAUUCACAACAAUUUGCAUGCAUGGAAUCACACCACUUUAACAACCCGUCUCCUUAAGAUUAACUGGUAGUGAUUUUUUAAUUUAUUAAAUGCUGUAAAAGCACUUCUACGCCAGCAUUGUCACGUCAUGUAUGUUACACUGCCCAAGGCAGCAGAUUGUGCUGCUGAUACUGUAUAAAAUAUUUUGGGUAGCUGAUAGCUCAUACCCUCUUGUCUCUUGUUAAAAGUAUUCUGUUACAUUUUUGAGAACUAGAUAAUAUGUUAAUUUUGUUGAAACCAAAUAUCCUCUGCGACUGUAGUUGUGUUUUUCCUGUUGAACUCUCUGUAAAGGUUUAAGAAAGGAAUGAUGUGUGAACCUGUAUUCAUAGCCUCUGUGAACCUGUGUUCACAACCUCAAGGCACUGGAAGGAAAAGUUUUAAGAUACGCAGUAGGAAGCAUCUGUUUGCAGAAAUGAAAAGUAUUUCAGAUUCUGAAGAGCAUUUACUUUGGUGCAGUAUCGUUUUGCAAAUCCUUUCAGCUGCUAAUGUGCUUAGAAAUUAAUUUUUUAAUGAACUGUCCAUUUUUAAUCUUGCAGGCCUGCUUAGACGAUAGCAUCAAAUGAUAAUGUUCUGUAAAUGUACACUGUUUUCUCAAAAGGUAUCUAAUCCAAGAAUGAUAGUAUACACAAAUACAGAGGUACAUUGUUGUUGUGGCUUUAAUCAAAUGAAGAACACGGAGCUACAUAUGAGAAGACUUGUUAGAUGAGCAAUUGUGUUUUCCUGCCAGAGCAGAACUGAAGUCCUUCAAUGUCAUAUUUAACACCGUUUGUCCUAAUUUGUGUGUGUGUUGGUUCUUUGUGCUAGCACUGUUAGUACUGUCAAAUUCCUAGUUGUUUUAUCUCUACAUGGGUGGAGUUUUGCUAUCUGUAUGCUUGACUUUAACUUUUAUACGUGUGCGGAGGAGUAAGAUUUUCUAAGUGACUGCCUGAGGCACAAAAUGCUGCAUACAUAGUGCUGUAUUUCUGAUCACAGAAAACUUGCAUGGAUUUUUGGAUUCAUAGCCUGAUGAAGCUGCCUCAGCAAUUUUCAGUUUCUCUUGCUCCCCAUGCUAUGUUCCAAGAGGCACUUAAUUGAUGCCAUUGUGCAUUCACAGAUGAUGUUUUGAGGAAACCCCUUGAGGUUUUAGUUAUUCUGUAAAGACAGACUUGUCUCGAAGAUGAAAGUGCUAUAAUAGUGUGUCCCACAAUGGGGUGGCUUCUGUAAAUGUUUUAUUAUAAAGAAAUUAAUUACUAAUCACCCAACUGAAAAAGAGAACAAAGUUAAAGGCAAUUCUUUGCUUUUCUUCCUCCUGCCCGAAAUCUCUUCAGUACCCAGUUGUGAUUGACCUGUUCAAGGAUUAGAUGGGUGCAAACCCCCCUCAAGCAAAUAAAAAAUCACAUCAACUGUGGAUAUGGGAGGCAGAGCUGUAACCUCAACUGCUGUGUAAAGCUGGGCUUAUCUGCGGUAUCCAGGCAUAAUGGGGUGAUCCAGUUGCUGUUCCUGGAGGGGGGACACCUUUGGUGUGUAUGCAUUUUGUAGCACGUUCUGGGAUGUGGUUAGUUUUGUCAUACGAUCGGUCCCUGUGCUAUAUAUUUAACAGCCUCCAUGAUUCCCAUUUAAUGUUGUGAGAACACUGUGUUGUCAGUGUUGAUCAGACAAGGUGGCUCAAAGCCUUGUCUGGAAGGUCCUGCAGUUGUUGCUACAGGUGGGUCAGGAUUUCUAGGCAGCUGAGUAGCAGCUAGGUUUGGUCACAAAAAAUAGGAGACUACAAGAUGCUAGAGCUUAGGAAGAUCAAACCCUAAAGCUUGAGGCCGUUGCCAUGGUGGGGGUUUUGUUCCAUUUUAUGGGGACUUUUUUUUUUUUUUAAAGCUCAGUUCCAGAGCAGACAUAACCAAAUUGUCCAUUUGUCCUGGCUUCUUUUGUUGGUAUGUAUAUUCCUGACAGAGGACAGCCAUUGUGUGAUGAAUACAGGAGUUCCUUGUGCUGCUGCUGUGCAAAUAUUUCAGAACUAGCACGUUUUGUAGCCCUUUGAGAAGUCCUGUACAUGUUUUCCACGCAUAUGUGAUGUCAAAAGUUGUAAGAUGCACUCCCUCAGUAUAUAUGAAAAUGCAUUGCAUUUUACAGUAAGACUUUUCCACAGAGUAAAAUGUUACACUGUAUUCUGAAGGGAAAAUACUGCAUUGACUGUUUUGUUGACUUGCAAGUGAUAGGCAAGGCUAUGUACUUACUCUUCUCUUGUUUAUUGCAUUCUGUGUUUUAACUCCAAAACUUCAUCUCUCAAUUCUUUGUCAGGGCAGACUCUGUAUCAACUUCCUCACAGUUGCAACUGUUGUAACAUGAAAGUAGGUUUGAAUGUGUGUGCUAAUUUUAUAAUCUAGGAGGAAAAACAUAAAUUUUUUGAAGUUAAUAAUAUCUGUUAAAUUGUUAUAUUCUUAUAGAAAAUGUUUUAAAUCCUUAAAAUAACUUAUUUUUAAUAAGUAAUUUUUGAUAUCUCAGCAGUGAUGUGAAUGAUGCCAGAUGCUUCUUUGUUUAAGCAUCGCUCGUUGAAUUUCAUUAAUUUUGCCAGUCAUUUUGAGACAGUGAGUUCUUAUUGAAAAGUGAUCUGCUGGUGUGUUGUGGUAUGUUCUGCUAGAGAUUGGUGGAAGGGCAUUGUGUUUUUAAGAUGAACUGACGUAUUGAUUGUUUCCGUACACGUGGUUAUUGUUGCAUUUCAUCUGGCUGCAAACAAGCAGGGCAGAAGGAAGAGGUCAAAGAUCAUGCUUAACUUGCAACUCCUAACCAACCUUUUUCAGUGAUAAGUAGGUAUGAGCAUCAGUUUUGGAUCAACUCAAACAAUAAAGUCUGAACAAGGCAGAGGUGAGUUUGUAGUAAUUUGGUAGCACAGUAAUCUUGAUGUUCACCAUAAAAUUACAUCAGCAUUAUUUCUGCCCAUAAAGUUGCCUUAAUUGAAUGGGCAGAAGUGCUGCUGGGUGAGUGUGUGCUGUCUUUAUGUUGUGAUUUUUUUCAUUGUUGGGAGUCUUGGGAACAAAAUUUUUCUCAGUCUUUUAAUAAAACCUGUAUAGAUAUUGAGCAGGAAUCAGUAUGAGAUGUCUGCAGCCUAGUCUUCUAGGAGGCCAUUAGAUGAGCCAAAUGGUCUUUAUCACCUUUUAAUUUGUGCAUAUUGGUACGUAUAAAUUCUGAAGUCCAAAAUGUUGCUUCAUUCAGGUGUUUUGCCUGUGUUCUCACUUUUUUCCCACCUCAAUGCGAGUUUCUCUGUUGCAAACAUUUUCUUGGUUUUGCAGUUCUCAAACUAACCUUCUAAAUGGUGAGGUGGCAUUAGCUAUGUACCAAAGAUUAUUCUUAGCUAUGUACCAAAGAUUACCUUAAUUUCCUCAGUUAUUCAUGCAAAUGUAAUAAUAACAAAUAAAAAACAGGAAGAAGGAGAGUUCUCACUGUAAAAUAGUUAAAAUAGAACAGCUGUGACUGGCUUUAUACAUAUGUAAUUUUCAAGCAAUUUUAAAGUAUCUCCUUAAGUCACAGAUUGCCUGUUUUCAUUUUGGAAAGAGGAAAAGUGUCCUUCACCUCUUCUGUAGUCAGGAACUUACUUUUUUUACUAGAUGGAGCUGAAUGACAGGGAGUUAAUGAAUUUACCAGUACAGUGUUGAUGAGGUCUGGGGAAGCCAUUGCCAAGUCACUGCUUCUUUCUCCUACCAAGUACCUGAUUUAGUACCCUGUGCUCAAGCAGCAGUCAUGGGCCACUGAGACAAAAUAAUGCCUCCUGUUCCGAUAUCAGUGAAGAGGUCUGUCCUUGACUCCAGACAAAUGAGAAGGUUCAUGUGUUGAGCUCAGCUUCUGCAGUUCUGAUGUUUGUGGGUUUGUGGGGUUUUGUCUUUGCAGGAGCUUCCUCUUCUGUUGUACUUAAAAAGCUGUCCAGGGCUUUAGCCUCAGCCAGUAUUAACAGCGUGGAUUUAGGCUUCAUGAGUUUAGGACCCUUUCAUAAAUUUUUCCACCAAUACCACCACUGAGAUAAUUAUGAAUGGCUGUAGCUGACUUUUGCUAAUAAAAAGAUCAGAAAUAGCAGAAGAAAUUCCUCUGUGGCACAGGAGUUAUGUUCCAUAUCUUAAAAACAUCUUUUUUACAAGACGUAGCAUGAAAUAUUGAUACCAUGGUUCCGUGCAACAGGCUUGUGCAAUUUCUUGUACGUUUUGGUUUUGUUGGCUGCUUCUGCUGACACUAAAAUUUCUUAAUCUAUUUCUGAUAACAGUGUCAAAAGCAGAGAAUUUAAAGGGGAAAAUAACCAAGUGGUUUUCACUUGUAAAACCGGGCCUGUUAGAAAGAGAACAGCAGUCCAAUGCUUUCAUGAGGUCACAACUGUCUUUUUUCUGUUUUAAAAAGGUUUCUUCUUUCUGCAGGCUUAUGAUGAUGUAUAUUAAUGACUUCUAGAAAGUGGCCCUUCUGCCAUCAGCACUCUGUUGGGGGGCACAUAAGCUCUUUGUAAGGAAGUGCAACCCUUCUGCUACACAAACACUGCUGCCCCGGGCCCCCUCAGUUUAUUUACUAUUAUAGAAAAAAUAAAAAAGUUGAGUUCUCUCUUGAGCUAUCCCUCAAGCUAAGUAUUAAAUUUAGUGUCUUUCAUGGUGUACAGUACCACUGGUAGGGGAAUGAAGGAAAGUCAGAUUUCAAGCAAAACAAAACAUGUAGUUAUCAGUAGCUAUUAAUUUUUUUUUUUUUUUAAAGGUAAACUCAGGAAGAGAACUCAGCAUUUAAAACAUAAUGCUGUCUUUAGUUGUUGAUAACUACAAAAAUCUCCAUCUUCUAAACAUGGGUAGCAGUGGACUUUUAGCUUGGUUUCUAUAUUUAGGCAUUUUUCUUUUCUGAGAAUCCUUUAACAGUGCAGUAGAACUACUGUCUGUCUCUUUGCUUCCCCAUUUAAAUCACAGUAGAGUUUAACAGAACUGAAAUUAAUUUAAGAACAGCGUAGUUUCAGCUAUUAAAAUGGAAAGUUUAAAGUUUAAGGAAAAGUAUGAAUUUCUUGCAGGACUGUCUUUUUAUCAAUUACUGAAACUGCAAUGCUGAUGGGUUAAGGGAAAACAACUUUGUGAUUUAACAUUUUGAUGUGAACUUUCUUGGGUAUCUCUUCCUAUAUUAAACUGACAGAGAUGAGGGAGUGGCUAGAGACAGUAGUGAGACCUGUACUUAAGAAUAGAAAAUAAGACCUUGUUAAAACUUCACAAAAGUAUGAGUUUCAUCGUAUCAAGUGUUUAUCCUUGUACUACAGAGUUAAAGUUCUGUUCAAAUGGUGUUAGGUGUUAAAUAUUAUUAAAGGCUAAAGAUGUUUUAUAAACAUUGGAACAUGAAUGUAAUCACUUACCAAAUGUCUUUGAUGGAUUAUUUGUUUAACCAUUCAAUAAUGCUGGGAAAAAUCAUAGGUCUUAUUUAUGAAUGCACUUUAGCUAGCUCAUUCAUUUUAAACAGGCAUAUUUUAGUGUUAGAAAAAUCUACAAAUCUGUGCUGCUUCAAGCACUUUGCUGUAACUUAACCAUUGUGCAUUUUCUAGAAAUGUCAUUAGAUAUCACAGUUAACUCAGAAAAGCAUACCAGAAUACAUUAAUAAAAAUAAAAUUUAAAAAAAGCGAUUUAUUGUCUAGCAGUUUAUCAGUUAAUCUUGGUUAGGCCAUAUAUACAUCCAAUCUGGAAAGCAGAAUUUGGUUUUGGAAUGUGAUCAAAGAGUAAGUUUAUUCUCCUCUGGAUCAUGUAGCACAAACUUUUUAGAAAUAAAGGGCAGGGAUCAAGAAUGUGUAAUCCCAUCAGGGAGGAAGAAAGGUCAGUCCAAGGACAUUUGUUCCAUUCACUGUAGUGUGCUGUUGUACCUGAAAAUAAAAUGCUGUUUGCAGUAA